Messenger RNA from Pocillopora verrucosa, 2675 nucleotides. RefSeq names its product integrin-linked protein kinase-like. Lineage: Eukaryota; Metazoa; Cnidaria; Anthozoa; Scleractinia; Pocilloporidae. The record is from RefSeq and is a predicted model, not a curated record. Gene Ontology annotation, cellular component: cytoplasm. Gene Ontology annotation, molecular function: protein binding; protein kinase activity; ATP binding. Gene Ontology annotation, biological process: signal transduction; protein phosphorylation.
CGUACAAUAUUUGCCAUUCCUCAAGUGAUUACAUCUCGCCGCCCUAACAAAUGUUCUGCCUUUUGAUCUGGCGUAGUGUGCUAAUUAUGCGUAUUGCCAAUUGCUUCCGUUCUGUUAGCUAGUUAGGCGGCUAUAUCUGUACGCAUCGGAGUGAUUUCCGAGUGAUGGAGGACAUCUUCUCUGCUUCGCGUGAAGGCAAUCUUCGAUUUGUGAAGACAUGGCUCGAAAACACUUCGAACGAUUUGAAUCAAGGAGAUGAUCAUGGUUUUACUCCCUUGUUAUGGUCAGCAAGAGAAGGCCAAACCGCAGUAUUUGAUCUACUUUUAUCAAGAGGCGCACGGAUCACUGCUUUAAACGAUGGCGGUGAUAAUGGCCUACAUUUGGCCGCCAGCAAAGGCAACAAGGAAAUUAUACAAAAGCUCUUGAAAAAUAAAUGUCCUGUUAAUGGGGUCAAUAAUCAUGGAAAUACGCCGCUCCAUUAUGCCUGCUUCUGGAAUUCUGAAGAAUGUGCAGAGGAGCUAGUCAAGAGAGGUGCUUUGGUAUCACAGUGCAAUAAAUACGGGGAGACCCCACUUGAUAAAUGUAAACCUUUCCUGGCAGAAAUUUUAAGAGACUUGGCAGCACAACUUGGACAAGAUCUCAAAAGAAUUCCUUACAAAGAUAGCCGUUCAAAGCAUGGAAAAAAAGAUGAUUUACGGGACAUUAAGUCCAGACUUUCCUGGAUUCAACCCAAGGAAAUUGAUUUGGCAACAAAAUUAAGCAAAACAGUGACUGGCGAGGUAUGGAAAGGGAAGUGGAAUGAUCUCAAUAUUAUUGGCAAAAAACUUGCCAUUAGAAUGGUCAACAAAAGAAUAUCAAGAGAUUUCAGUGAGGAAUACUCAAAAUUAAGAAUAUUUUCCCAUCCAAAUGUCCUACCAGUAAUUGGUGCAGUGAAUGACUCCAAGGACCUGAUAGUUCUUUCACAGUAUCUUCCAUUUGGUUCACUUUACAAUGUUUUACAUGAAGGAACAGGAAUUAUUGUGGACCAUGAGCAAGCAAUGAAGUUUGCAUUGGACAUUGCCAAAGGAAUGGAAUACCUACAUUCUUUGGACCAGCUUAUUCCAAGGCUGUACCUUAAAAGCACACAUGUCAUGAUUGAUGAUGAUCUCACAGCAAGAAUAAGUAUGGCUGAUUACAGAUUUUCCUUCAUGAAUCUUAGCAAGAUUGAAAGUCCAAACUGGAUGGCCCCAGAAGUAUUACAGAAGAGCCCUGAAGAAGUUGAUCAACGCUCAGCAGACAUGUGGAGUUAUGCCAUGAUCCUUUGGGAGCUAGUUACAAGAGAAGUGCCUUUUGGUCACUUGUCACCCAUGGAAGUUGGCAUGAAGGUUGCACUUGAAGGUUUAAGACCAUCUGUUCCACCUGGUGUAUCUACACAGAUGGCAAAGCUUGUGUCAAUCUGUUGGAAUAAUGAUCCAACCAAGAGACCCCGGUUUGACCAGAUUCUUCCAAUUCUAAACAAGAUGGCCCAAUGAGAUUUAUGCAGCAUAAUCCUAGAAUAGUAGAUUAUAAAAUAGUUAUCACAUAGAAUGAUGUCCCCAUGCAAUUGUGGGUGUAUUUUUUGUUGUUGUUAUUUUGUGACAUAUGGAAGAAAGCUUUGCAAGCAUCAAAGAGGAUCGCAGCAACACAGUAGUCAAUAUUGUGAUAUAAUUAUUUGUUUGUAUGUAGGGUUGUCUGUACAGGUGAACCUCUGAAGUUAAGAUCUGAGUGUAACAAGAGGUGAAUGAUAGCUGUUGUCAAUUUAUCAAUUAUCUUUUCAAUUUUCUAACAAAAGUAUCCAAAUUGUGUGGAAACCUGCCAUACUGCGCCUCUUACAAGUCAAUAACAUGUAACUUCUCCAAAAGUAGACUGGCUAUGAGAAGUUGGAGAACGACCCCUCCCCCCCCUUCCACCCCUGCCCCUUUUAAGGGUGGAUUGUUUGUCACAACAGUUAGAUUUCCGUGACAGGAAAAACUGGUUUGUGUGACAGGAAUUCGAAAUAAGCGUGACCCAACUCCUUUAAACUUAGCAAAAAUUUUAUACAAUAUUUCUAUUGACCUUUAUACUAGACAUAUUUUGUAAAAAUUUACUUUUAUAUCCGUUAUGAAUGACGUAAUCUUGACUGUUAUUGUGUACAAAGAUAACUUAAGCAAGUAAACGUAAAUUCAAAUAAUCUCUUUAACGUCCAUACUUUCAAUUCUAAGGUUUCUCUUCGACAAUUUGUCUCUGAAAUCUGUGGUUAACUGAAGUAGUUUCAAGGAAAUGUCAAUUUUUCCCUUGGGCAGUAUAAUAUCUUUUCCCCCCAGAACUAGAAAAUCCUAGCAUUCAAUUCAACCUUGUGUUCAUAACAGGCACACCAGUUAAAUCUAUUUGAAGGAUUGUGAUAGAUCCCACAGGACUACCAACUUACAUGCAAACUCUGAGCAGAUUCGUGAGUAAAGGAAUAGAGACUAAGGCGAGCAGUAGAAUUCAGAAGGUAUAGAAUAUUUAAAUCUGAAUUCUAAACAGCUGAAAAGAAAGUGUGUCUCAAUGGGAAGUGUAGUGCAUUCAGAGUACUCAACUGUUUGGCGACACAGUUAAUCAGUGUGUAAGUUCUCCGUGUGAUAAAAAUAAUCCUAAAAAAGAUAGGCCCAGAAUAAAGAAAACCUUUGAAUUUUGAA